This is a messenger RNA of Musca domestica (house fly), 1812 nucleotides long. RefSeq names its product glutaryl-CoA dehydrogenase, mitochondrial-like. Gene Ontology annotation, cellular component: mitochondrial inner membrane. Bases 314 to 1573 code for a protein of 419 amino acids. Gene Ontology annotation, molecular function: fatty-acyl-CoA binding; glutaryl-CoA dehydrogenase activity; flavin adenine dinucleotide binding. The record is from RefSeq and is a predicted model, not a curated record. NCBI's taxonomy places the organism in Eukaryota, Metazoa, Arthropoda, Insecta, Diptera, Muscidae. The transcript is spliced from 2 exons. Gene Ontology annotation, biological process: fatty acid beta-oxidation using acyl-CoA dehydrogenase; fatty-acyl-CoA biosynthetic process.
AAUGAGAAUACCAAGAGCGAAUACUGAUAAGGUUAGUAUUUUUAUCAAGAGAGCUGGAAACACGCCAUGGGUGUUUUGUGUGGUUGUAUCGUCUUGUGUCUCCGUAUCAACGCACAGCAUAGACCCCCUCAUUCAGUCAAGUGAGAACACUCUGGGUACGCGGAUGAUAGAGACUUAAGCAGCUGAUUUUGUGUCAUUGUGUGUGCCUGACUACUCGUCGUCAUUGUCGUUGUUGUUGUGCGUGUUAAAAUAAAUAAAUUAAACUUAUCUAACGUAGAUUUGUUCUUGUGCAAAAUAUAAAAAUUAAAACAUAAUGAUUGCUCAGAACUUGUUAACAAAAUUGCGUCCAUUAGUGUCCAGGGCAACAUUUGCCACAAAAUCUUCUGAAGCACCCAAAUAUAACUGGCAAGAUCCAUUAAAUUUGGAAUCGCAAUUGACCGAAGAUGAAAUUGCCAUACGCGAUUCGUUUCACAGCUACUGUCAAACUACUCUACUACCCAGAGUGACCAAAGGAAACAGAGAAGAAUUUUUCCAUAAGGAAAUAAUGGAAGAAAUCGGAAGUCUAGGUGCCUUGGGUUGCACCCUGACUGGUUACGGUUGUGCCGGUGUCUCCAAUGUGGCCUAUGGCUUAUUGACACGAGAAAUCGAACGUGUUGACUCUGCCUAUAGAUCGGCCAUGAGCGUACAAAGCUCUUUGGCCAUGGGUGCCAUUUAUGAUUAUGGUACAGAUGCACAAAAGGAAAAAUAUCUACCCCGCAUGGCUCAGGGAAAAUUAAUUGGUGCUUUUGGUUUAACUGAACCUAAUCACGGCAGCGAUCCUGCUGGCAUGGAAACUAGAGCCAAAUACGAUAGCAAAUCAAAAUGUUAUAUUUUAAAUGGUUCAAAAACUUGGAUUACAAGUUCGCCAAUUGCUGAUGUUAUCAUUGUAUGGGCCAAGGGAGAAGAUGGUAAGGUUCGUGGUUUCAUUGUUGAUCGUGAACAAUCUUCAAAAGGUUUAGAGACACCCAAAAUUCAGGGUAAAUUUUCUCUAAGAGCCUCCCCCACUGGUAUGAUUCUAAUGGAUGAUGUACAUGUUCCUGAGGAAAAUCUUUUGCCCAAUGUUGUGGGCUUUAAAGGACCUUUUGGUUGUCUGAAUAAUGCUCGUUAUGGCAUUGCUUGGGGUGCAUUAGGUGCAGCCGAAGCCUGCCUUGAAAUUGCCCGACAAUACACUUUGGAUCGCAAACAAUUUAAACGUCCUCUGGCAGCUAAUCAAUUGAUACAAAAGAAAUUGGCCGAUGCCAGCACUGAUAUUGCACUUGGUUUGCAAGCUUGUCUUCAAGUCGGCCGUCUAAAGGAUAAGAAAUUACAUACCCCCGAAAUGAUUUCGAUGAUCAAGCGCAACAAUGCCGGCAAAUCCUUAGAAAUUGCACGCACCAUGCGUGAUAUGUUGGGUGGCAAUGGCAUUUCUGAUGAAUAUCAUAUAAUACGUCAUGUCAUGAACCUGGAAGCUGUGAAUACCUACGAAGGUACACAUGAUAUUCAUGCUCUAAUUUUGGGUCGUGCUAUCACCGGCAUUGCUGCAUUUGCAAAUUAACAAAUUUAUGAUAUUGAGUACCGGGGUACGUUUCCAAUGCAUUUAUAAAACCAAUGUUUUUGAGUUCGUUGAAUAAGAUUCGAAAAUAAGUGUGUCCAUUUUAAGUAACAAAAUAAAGUUGGAGAAAUCUGGCUUUGUUAAAAAAUGUAAUACCAAAAUCCUUAAAAAUUGUAUUAAAAUAAUAUCAAUUAUGAACUGUAAAUAUAUUAUUUCGAAAAUAAAUAUUUUUUUUUAACAAA